Molecule: messenger RNA, 1960 nt
Organism: Brienomyrus brachyistius
Lineage: Eukaryota; Metazoa; Chordata; Actinopteri; Osteoglossiformes; Mormyridae
Product: splicing factor U2AF 65 kDa subunit-like
Exons: 5
Coding region: 74-763 (229 amino acids)
Cellular component (GO): commitment complex; nuclear speck; U2-type prespliceosome
Molecular function (GO): poly-pyrimidine tract binding; pre-mRNA 3'-splice site binding
Source: RefSeq, a predicted model, not a curated record
CCUGUAGCCCAUUCAAAGGCCUACUGUUGGACCUCUGCUUAUUUUGCAAUACGUCUUUAGUACGGACUGAAAAAUGUCCGAUUUCGAUGAGUUUGAGAAGCAGUUAAGCGAAAAUCGGCAAGCUGCAGGGCAGAUCCCCACGAUAGCUUUACUGGCAACAUCCACCACCAGCGGCGUGGCAGUGACGCCCACCCAGGUGCCGAUGGUCGGCAGCCAGAUGACCCGGCAGGCCAGGCGGCUUUAUGUCGGCAACAUCCCCUUCGGCCUGACGGAGGAGGCCAUGGCGGAUUUCUUCAAUACCCAGAUGCGAUUGGCUGGCUUAUGUCAAGGUCCCACCAAUCCCGUCCUCGCUGUUCAGAUAAACCAGGACAAGAACUUUGCCUUCCUUGAAUUUCGGUCCGUGGAUGAGACCACGCAGGCAAUGGCCUUCGACGGCAUCAUUUUCCAGGGUCAGUCGUUAAAAAUCAGGCGGCCCCACGACUAUCGCCCCCUGCCUGGCAUCUCAGAGCAGCCCGCCUUCCACGUACCAGGGGUCGUCUCCACCGUGGUUCCAGACUCGCCACACAAGCUCUUUGUCGGAGGCCUGCCCAACUAUCUCAGUGACGAUCAGGUACCCCGCCCUCAGUCUCUGUCGCCGGGGAGCCGACCCACAACCCUCCUGUGUUUCUGUCCCACUGCUGCACGUGGAACUCAAGCAGGCAUGCACACACACGCACGCACGCACGCACGCACGCGCACGCACAUACAUACAUACAUAAAAUAAACACUCGUCUCUGUGUAACUGAUUAGUAGGAAAAGAAAGCCUGUCAAAGUUACCUCACCGCUUAAAAUUCAUUACAAGAUACUGGGGGGUCAAAUGUCAGCAUCAUGUUUAAAGCUAGCUGCUGAAAAUAGCCGCACAUUUGAGGUUUUUUUUUUUUUUUUUUUUAAAGAUAUUCAUGGGAUUUAUUAAACAUUUAUUAGACAUGUAGGUAAUGAGUUGACAGUUACAUUACGCUCAUUGUUUAUCCAGCUGUAAAUUAUGAAGAUAUUGAGACCCCGCUAAUGUAAAAGGUACGUUUCCCAAAACCUCAUGUUAUCGACUUGCAUAGUUGGAACCAUUCAGUUGUAAGUUGCUAAUGUUGUUAGCAAAUAACCUUAUUAGCAACAAAGGCUUUGGGAAACGUGCCUUACAGCUGGCGGCUUGCCGAACCAGUCACGUAGCCAGUCCCUGUGCUGCCUGUUGCUGGGUACCCUGGAAUAUUUGUAUAUCGGGUUAAUUGCUGAGUGUUAGUCGGAUGAAUCAGCCGCGUCGUUUUGCUGCAUGAAAAUUUAAAAUCGAGUCAUCUGCGCGUCACCUAACUGACGAAUACCUCCACAUUGCCGUACACCUGUGUUUGCCCAAUCCCAGUCCUCGGGGAACCGCCGACUGUCCACAUUUUCGCUCCCUCCUAGCUCCCAGCCAAUCAGGAACACCGAAUACCUGGUACAGGUGCGCUGAGAGGAAGCAAAAACGUGGACUGACCGGGGGGGUACCCCCGAGGACUGGGCUGGGAAACACUACCAUAGACUGUGCUUGAAAUGUGGGGGAGAUCGACCAAGUCCCCAAACGCUUCAGUAUUCGCAGACGUGCCGUGUCUCACGUCCAUGUCCGCACACUGAGAACGAUGACUUCACAUCCCGUUAACAGCGAUGGGGAGCUGCGGAAGAAUCGUUCCCUACAUUGCUGUGUCGCUCGAAAGGCAGAAAAUACUUCGGACCUUUUUCCCGGUGAACGAUUAUCAGCUUCACUGGAGUUUUCACAUCGUGCCCCAUGCCCUAUUCUGUUAUGACGUCAGUGAUGGAUAAUAUUACCAUAACAACAUGCACAGAUGAGGUCGUCUUACUCUGAAAGUGUUGAAAGGGUCACAUUUUAGACAUUUUCUACUUCUCAUUAGCAUCUUUUAUGAUUUUUUUUUUUUCUUCCUAUAUCGCCACCCCA